This is a messenger RNA of Aureobasidium pullulans EXF-150, 480 nucleotides long. RefSeq lists its product as uncharacterized. The record is from RefSeq and is a predicted model, not a curated record. Lineage: Eukaryota; Fungi; Ascomycota; Dothideomycetes; Dothideales; Saccotheciaceae. The transcript has a single exon. Bases 120 to 389 code for a protein of 89 amino acids.
CGUAUCCUUCUUCUUCUUUUUCUGUUUCCCCAACGUUUAUUCCCCCCCAUGCCUUGUUUUUCACCACAAGAACAGCGCACGCGGCGUCUCUUUCGAAAAUCCUGUUGUAUGUGUUGCUGAUGCACAAGAGAGAUGCCCACAACUUUAACGAGCCCUCGUCUUUUAUUCCUUUCAUUUUUCGACACCCCCACGCAGUACUUUAUGAGAAAUUUGAAAAAAAUGCCCACUCCUCCCGCCUCUUAUUCCCUUUGCUGUUCAUUACACUUUUCAUGCUCCUGGUUCUAUGCUUUUUGUGGUUCCGUCCACACCCAGAUUGCUAUUCGUUUGCGCCGCGAAGAUAUCACAAGUGUGUUUGGAGGAAAAAUUACCCCUUUGAAUUGAAGCUCUGACGAAAAAAGAUUUUUCUUUGUUUCCUUUACGUUAUUGUAUGCGGAGGAAGAAGAAAAGAGGUAGUUAGCCAACUAAUUCUUAAGGCUUGCU